This is a messenger RNA of Paecilomyces variotii, 1143 nucleotides long. Its product is annotated as voltage-dependent anion channel. Gene Ontology annotation, biological process: malate transmembrane transport. Gene Ontology annotation, cellular component: membrane. Lineage: Eukaryota; Fungi; Ascomycota; Eurotiomycetes; Eurotiales; Thermoascaceae. The record is from RefSeq and is a predicted model, not a curated record. The transcript has a single exon. Bases 1 to 1143 code for a protein of 380 amino acids. Gene Ontology annotation, molecular function: malate transmembrane transporter activity.
AUGGGGAGUACUGACCUCGAUAAUCCACUAUGGUGUCCCUGGGGUGAGCGCCUGCGCCAUAUAACCUGGGGUUGGUACAUGAUCACGAUGAGCACAGGAGGCCUAGCCUUGUUACUUCACAACACUCCGCAUCAAUUCAAGGGCCUUUCUACUAUAGGAGUCAUUGUCUUUAUUUUCAACCUUGCCCUCUUCGUCACUAUCAGCAUCGGUCUCAUAUACCGCUUCGCUUGUACCCCAUCCUCCUUUAAACGGUCCUUGACGCAUCCGACAGAAUCCCUCUUCUUUGGGACCUUCUGGCUCACUCUGGCUACAAUAAUCAGCAACAUCCAAGUCUAUGGUGUCCCCUCCUCGGGGCCGUGGCUGACCGUCGUGGUCCGCGUGCUUUUCUGGAUAUACACAGCCCUGACCUACCUCGUGGCUGUUCUGCAGUACUGGCAUCUCUUCAGUGGUCGUACAGUGACCCUUCAAUCUUUCACAACUGCCUGGAUCGUCCCCGUGUUCCCUGUUAUGCUAACGGGAACAAUUGCCUCUCUCGUUGCAGAGGACCAGCCGCCCGCGCAGGCCAUUCCCAUCAUUGUUGCAGGCACCGCAUUCCAAGGCCUCGGCUUCAUCGUCGCCUUGCUCAUGUACGCAAACUAUAUCGGUCGCUUGAUGACAGGAGGCUUUCCUGACCCAGAUACUCGUCCAGGGAUGUUCAUCGCCGUUGGACCUCCAGCUUUCACUGGUCUCGCCCUGUCUGGCAUGGCAAAAGUCGCGAUAUCGAAGUUCCCAGUGCACUACGUGACGGGAACCAGCAACGUGCCGACAGCUGAGGUCCUCCGUAUCAUCUCCGUCUUCAUUGCCGUCUUCCUGUGGGCCGUGAGCUUCUGGUUCUUCAGUAUCUCCGUGCUCUCGAUCCUCACCUGUCUCCACGACUUGACCUUCCAUUUGACGUGGUGGAGCUUCAUCUUCCCUAACACGGGUUUCGUCCUGGCCACGAUAGAGAUUGGGAAAGAAUUAGGAAGCAACGCUAUCGCAGUCACCUGCAGCGUGCUAACUGUCUUGAUUGUCGUCGUGUAUUUGCUGGUUGGGAUAUCGCAUAUCCGCGCGGUGUAUCGGGGAGAGAUCCUCUGGCCGGGGAAGGAUGAAGAUAAGGCGGAAUAA